Puntigrus tetrazona (Sumatra barb) is the source of this 2325-nucleotide messenger RNA. Its product is annotated as transmembrane protein 255B. The coding region runs from base 1 to 1041 and encodes 346 amino acids. The record is from RefSeq and is a predicted model, not a curated record. The transcript has 9 exons. NCBI's taxonomy places the organism in Eukaryota, Metazoa, Chordata, Actinopteri, Cypriniformes, Cyprinidae.
AUGCAGCAGCCCCCGAGCGCGCCGCCGACGGACGCGGACCCCGCGGACGUGUUCCUGAAGCGCCGGCGGACGGCUCUCUGGUGCUCCGUGUCUCUGUUCGCUCUCUCUGUUCUGGUUCUGGUGGUCGGGCUGCUGGCGGCCACGCAGACGGAUAACGUGGCCGUGUCUGGAUACUAUCCCGGGAUUAUACUGAGCUUUGGAGCGUUCCUGGGAAUCGUCGGUCUGAACCUGGUGGAGAAUCGCAGGCCGAUGCUGGUGGCCUCCAUCAUCUUCAUCAGUCUGGGUGUGGUGUCGUGUUUUCUCUGCUCCAUCAUCGACGGCAUCAUCGCGGCUGAGUUCAUCGAUAGGAGGCCGCUGAUGGAGGGCCGCUGUGAGUUUUACUCCAGCUCUUCUUACAGCUAUGACACUUACUACACUGAGGUUCACUGCCGCUCCUACGGAAAUCAGUGCAGUCUGAAGGUGAAGAGCAACACCUGCUACUGCUGUGACCUGUUCCACUGUGACAGCGUGGACUACCGCGUGCAGUACUACGAGUUCACGGGUGUGAGCAGCUGCUGGGACGUGGUGAAUCUGUACCGUCUGCUGUGGGUGUGUGUGACGCUCAACGUGCUCGGAGUGUUUCUGGGCAUCAUCAGCGCUGCGGUGCUCGGAGCCUUCAAAGACCUGUCUCCUACAGCUCGCAGUCACAUGACCCCCAGUCCGACUCCAGCCCCUCACAUCUUGUACAACCCCACCCAGCACCUGAUCACUUACACCGGCUUCUGCCCCUCCGGACAAACUCUACCCGCCUACCCUAACUACCCGCUGCCCAUGCAGCAUCUGAACGGUUACCCAGCUCCGGCAGCAGGUCAGUCCGUCCCCGAGGUCACGACCUCUCCGUCUGACGAGACUCAGGCGGCGUCUCAGAGCGGCUCGAAUCCAGUCGCACCGCCUCAAUCCUCGUCUCAGGACAACAGCGGCUACAUGCUGACUCCAAACGCUCCCUCGCUCUACGCUCACUCGUUAGGGCCCUUCGAGAAGCCUCCACCUUACGCCUGCUGAAGAACACUGACCUCUGACCCCUGUGACCCGCGAACCACCUCAGAGAGAGUCUUAUGUAAUCGUCACUUAUUCUUGUAGCAAAUGUGGUCGAUGUUGUUCUCUAGCUGUGUUUCCAGAACCUCUGAACUUUGGUGGAUCUUCAUAGUUUGAUUCAUUGAAUCAUAUAAAGCUGAAACAGACUCAUCCUCAGCUUCAGCUCACAGAUCUCUGUCCUCUUCAGUCUUCUGCGGUCAGAUCUAAUACUCAUCAGGAGCUGGAUUCACAAAACAGACGAAAUCUCGAAAUGUUGAAGUUUUUUGUUGCAUCAUUGUGAAAAAUAACGUUUCGCACAUUUAUUUUUAGGAGUGAAUGUUCUCAUUAUAAUUGAUGUUCUUGGUUAUUGUCCUUAAAAAUCAUUGUGAUAACUGUCAGCUUGUCAUAAAUGAUUAAUAAAUGUGUUUGGGUAUUAAAAAUAACACUAACUACACAUUCAAAACUGCCAGAUUUUACUUUAUGGUUAACAGAACUCUUACAUUUGUUCCAAAAAGUCAUGAGAAAUACGUUAAACCGAUGCACGCCUGUCAGCUUAUGCUGAAGAAAAAUGUUUUAACCCUUUCAUGCUCAGGCAUUAGAGGAUUUUGAACAUUUUAAUAAGUAACCAGUUUAGAUUAAAGGUUUUAAAAAAAGCCACAGAGCACAUAACAGAAAGACUCAUGAAUUUCUUGAUUAAACUCUAAAUUAUUUAUCUGCUAUUUAUUAUUUUUCUACUUAUUAAUUUGCUCCCUGGUACAUUUACUAAAUGCUUAAAACUACAAUAAACAAACACCCAAUGAACCAUAUUUCCAUGCGUUUUCAAUGUUUGUGUUGUUCAGCGUCUUCUGUAUAUUUAAAGUGUUUACUGCACAAGAUCGUCAUUUUUCACUCAAUAAAAUUCAAAAUAAUUUCAUUAUUUUGAAGUAAUUUUACUUUCAAUAAAAUCCUCAACAAAAAUAUUUUCACAAUAGAAAUGGUUCUAUUUUUUAACGAGAAACUAUAAAUGAUUAAGGAGUGAGUUCAGAAGGCUUCGGAGAGACGUUUAAAAUAAGCAGAUUUGACUUCACAUACACUUAUCUGUGUUCAUUUCCAGCAUGUUAAUCUGGAUGAAGACACAUUUAAAAAGUCCUGCUUGAUUUUAUUGCCAUAUUAAAGUUUUUACAGAGAGGUGUAUCGCUUCGGAAAUCAGAGAAUGCUGUGAACAGAGAGAGGAAAACUUCAGAAUAAAGAGAGGAAAACACGUACAGAUUGAAAUCUAAAUGUAUGUUAAAC